AUGGCUAUCCAAAUCCCCAUCGACGCCAUUACGUCGCGCUUUGGCGACCGCUUCAACAACCUUCGCAGCCAGUCUCUGAGCACCCGGUUCGCCAACCUUCGACCUGUCUCGGAAUUCCUGGACAUCAAGCGCGUCUCGAAGCCCAACAACUUCGGUGAGGUUCAAAGCCGGGUCAACUACAACCUGUCCUACUUCUCCAGCAACUAUGCCGUCGUGUUUAUCAUGCUCAGCAUCUACAGCUUGUUGUCGAACGCGCUGCUACUCUUUGUCAUCAUCUUCGUCAGCUGUGGUCUCUACGGGAUUGGCAAGCUCAACGGUCGCGAUCUGGACCUGGGUUUUGCCCGCUUCAACACUUCGCAGCUCUACACCGGACUGCUGAUCGUUGGCUUGCCCCUGGGUAUCUGGGCAUCGCCGAUUUCUACGGCCCUGUGGCUGAUCGGUGCGACAGGCGUGUCUGUGUUCGGCCACGCUGCAUUGAUGGAUAAACCAAUCGAAAAUGCUUUUUCCGAGGAGGCGGUCUAG
This is a messenger RNA of Penicillium alfredii, 522 nucleotides long. Its product is annotated as putative COPII vesicles protein Yip3. The transcript has a single exon. Lineage: Eukaryota; Fungi; Ascomycota; Eurotiomycetes; Eurotiales; Aspergillaceae. The coding region runs from base 1 to 522 and encodes 173 amino acids. Gene Ontology annotation, cellular component: Golgi apparatus. The record is from RefSeq and is a predicted model, not a curated record.